This is a messenger RNA of Drosophila santomea, 1216 nucleotides long. RefSeq names its product alpha-tocopherol transfer protein-like. The coding region runs from base 197 to 1123 and encodes 308 amino acids. The record is from RefSeq and is a predicted model, not a curated record. Gene Ontology annotation, cellular component: membrane. Gene Ontology annotation, molecular function: phosphatidylinositol bisphosphate binding. The transcript is spliced from 3 exons. Lineage: Eukaryota; Metazoa; Arthropoda; Insecta; Diptera; Drosophilidae.
GGUCGGAUUUGAUGGGCCGUCGGAGCAAAAGAGAGUGGUGGAAACGGUCGUGCGCGCUAUCAACAGAAUGAGUGGCCAUAAAAGCACCAGAUUAGCUUUUAACGGUUCCGUUUCGGCCUGGGAUUUUGGCCGCCAUGCGAUUAGGAAGAGCGUUUAGUAGCCGUCCAGCUGCCACGAAGCAAGCGACUCCCCAGAAAUGACCGAACUGAGACCCUUGAGCGCCGAACUUCGCCGCAUUGCUGAAACGGAACUAAACGAGGUGGAGGAGCGAGUGCCAGCGGAUCUGGCAGCUCUUCGUGAUUGGUUGGCCAAGCAACCUCAUCUGAGGGGCCGUCAGGAUGACCAAUUCCUGGUUGGCUUCUUGCGAGGCUGCAAGUUCAGCCUAGAGAAGACUAAGUCCAAGUUGGAUCACUUUUACACUAUCAAGACGCUAAUGCCAGAGCUCUUUGGCAAUCGAUUGGUGGACGAAAAGAACCUAAUCUUGUGUCGAUCUGGAACCUAUGUUCGAUUGCCCAAACCUUGGGGCACCGAUGGCCCCCGCCUGCAGCUUACGAACUAUGAGAAAUUCGAUCCAAAGAAGUUCAAGUUAUUGGAUCUCUUCCGCUACCAAACCAUGAUAACGGAACAGUCAAUCCGUGAGGAUGACCACAGCAACGUUAGCGGCUACGUCGAGAUCAUUGACAUGGCUAAAUUGAGCCUCAGCUUUUUGGCCCAACUAGAUUUCACGCUCAUCAAAAGGAUGGGAAUAUUCGCAGAAAAGGCUCAGCCCACUCGCCUGAAGGGAGUCCACCUGAUCAAUUGCCCCAAGGAGGGAAUGGCGUUACUGAAUCUGGCAAAGAGCCUCAUGCCCAGCAAGCUCCAGCAGCGGUUUCACGUGUAUAAAAACCUGGAGCAAUUAAAUGAGGUGAUACCACGCGAAUACCUGCCGGAAGAAUAUGGCGGCAACAAUGGACGUAUAGCCGACAUUCAGGCGGAGGCGGAGAAGCAAUUGAUGUCCUAUAAGGACUAUUUCGCAGAGGACUGCCAGUACGGAGUGGAUGAGCAUCUGCGACCUGGAAAGCGUGUUAAUGCGGAUUCCAUUUUCGGCGUUGAGGGAUCCUUCCGAAAACUCGACAUCGAUUAAAGUCGCAACGUGUCUUAAUUAUAUUAGUAUUUGAAGAAAUAUGAAAAUGGAAAUACUUCAAUAAAAAGCAAAAGCACUCCUCGAAAAGGCCAA